GCCGUCGUAGCCCAGGGUCGUCGAGCCGAGGAACAGAAACGGCAUCAUCAAGUACAGCUUCCGCAGCUCGGGUUGCUUGUACCAGGGCCGCUCAUCUUCGCGUGGCUGGAAAGCGACAGCAUCGUUCUCGAGGUGCUCAAUCUCAAUAUCUUUCUUGUCCAUGGUGUAGUAGGCGAAGAUGAACGAGUUAGGAAGGUGAUGAUCACAAACGUCCCUCGUGGGAUAUAUAUAUGGGGACACUACAUAAUGGCAUUACUUCGGCCGACUGUGCCAUGGGGUGAAGAUCUGGGGAUGUCUGCUGCGGAGAAGGUCUGCACUAGAAUGAGACAGGCUAGCGUUGCUGCAUCAUUUUUCCGAAUCUCCAUCCGGGAAAGCAUGCUUCCUUCAUCACUCGAAGUCUGGAAUAAUAUCGGAUGAAAUGACUCGCCAACGCAACACAGCGGCAUGCGAUGCAUGUCGUGCCAGGAAGGUCAAAUGCGUCGUGCCUGAGGGACAAUCCCGCUGCUCUACCUGCUCUGAACUAGAUAUUCACUGCACAAAUGUUCAGCCGAGGAAAAAGCGUGGCCCAAAGAAUCGAUACGUGCAGGCCCUGCGAGAGGAGCUGGACAGGAGUGGCGCACUUGGCUUGGAAGACCUCGCACCACCUCCGAUCAUUCACCAGCUAAUUGCCGACUGGUUUGGCUGGAUUCACCCGGUCGCGCCGAUACUGCACCAAGAUCGGUUCAUGCUCCGACUGCAGGAGUAUCUGGCCAUACCCGACAGUGCUCCACCCUCGUUUCUGCUUCUGGUUGCGUCAUUCUGCGCGGCGACAGUGGCGAGUCUGCGCCGGAGACGGCAUCUCUACGGUAACGUAACGGUUGAGUCGUGUCUGGACUUUGCGGAGCGCCUCGGGGUGUGGAGCCCCAGCGCCGUAAUCACCGUCGAGCGCAGCGUUGCCAUGUACAACUUCGGCAGUGCGCUGCACCACGAGCACGGCAUAGACUCGCCGGAGUCGCAUCGGCUGAUCGCCGAGGCCGCGAUGAGCGUCAAGUUCCUGAUCCACCAGUCGAUGGACAGCGUGUGCUUUGCAGAUGCCGAGAUCCUGAAACGCUUGUACUGGCUUAUCUACGCCGGGCUCUGCACAAGCGACAUGUACGGGCGACAGCUGCUCUUCAUCCGCCAGGCGCACGACCAGACGAGCACGCUGAUGCCGUUGGAGAUAUCGGAUGUCCAGCUGGACGGCGUGUCGUCGCCUGGUCAUAUCGGCACUGAAAACUCGUACGUGCCAGGGCUGAACGCGCUCUCGCGGCUGUUCAUGGUCUGGCAAUCCAGCCAGGCUAUCCCGACACAGACCAUGGACAAUCUGCAAGCGCACAUCGAGCGCGUGCACCGCAUAGCCGACAACCUGCCGCCUGAGUUAAGCUGGAAGGGGAACCACGUCAGCAGCGACUUCGGCUUCAACGUGCAGACCGUCAAUCUGAAGAUCACGCAGCUCCACAUCCGAUCGAACUUGCUAGAGCUGAUGAACUCGAUCGCAAAGACAGAAGGGUUGUUGAUCACGCCACAUGCAAUUGUUGAAGAACGGCACCACGUAGUGGACGAGCUGCUCGACAUCCUCUACCACAUGCCCACGGAGGUGUUCGACGCGAAUGGCCACAGCGUUAUUCCCAAGAUCCGCGACAUCGGCAGCGCUCUUCUUGAUGAGUUGCGGACUGGGUCUCACGGGCGCACGUUGCAGGCGAGUGUGAAUCUGGACCGCCUACUGGCGAAAUUGCAAAAUCUAGAUCUACGUCCGGCGACUACGCCUUUC
Molecule: messenger RNA, 1789 nt
Organism: Boeremia exigua
Lineage: Eukaryota; Fungi; Ascomycota; Dothideomycetes; Pleosporales; Didymellaceae
Exons: 2
Biological process (GO): regulation of DNA-templated transcription
Molecular function (GO): zinc ion binding; DNA-binding transcription factor activity, RNA polymerase II-specific
Source: RefSeq, a predicted model, not a curated record